CAGAUCUGGAAGUAGCAAUGAUGACAAGUUCUUCAUUUCUUACCCUCUUCUUCAUUCUAAUUAUCUUUACCAUAAAAUUGAAGGUUGCCAUUGCUGGUGGUGCUGUUAACGACACAAAUGGCAAAGCUUUGGAUAUUGCAAGCGAGUACUCCAUCCUGACGCCUGAAAUUAAUGGUGGCGGAGUUACGGUUGCUAGCAAUGUGGUGAAAAACCAACUUGUUGUUGUUCUAUCUAUCAAACCCUUGCCAGUAAAUUUUUCAGAUUCCGAAGGAACAAAGGUCAUCCUUACAAAUGAAAACAUAAAGAUCGAGUUUGCUAGUAUACCGAAAUAUAAUGGUUCUUCUUCUUGGAUCGUUGUCAAUGAUGAAUCGGCCAAAGUUUGGUAUGUAGCUGUUGGCAGUGCUAAAAAUUAUCCGAAUAAUCAGAUUCAGACCGGGACUUUUAAAAUUAAGCCCCAUAGUUUUGGCUACAAGCUUUUCUUUUGUAGUGAUGUAAGUAACUCAUUUUGCAAAGAGGUUGGGAUAUAUACAGAUAAGCAUGGAAAUGAUCGUCUAGCUCUCAAUGGAACAAUAUUGUUAAUUAAGUUCCAAAAGAAAUUGUAACCAAAAAAGUUCCAAAAGAAAUUAAUAUAAAUAAAUGAGUAUUAUCUUUUGUUAU
Lotus japonicus is the source of this 657-nucleotide messenger RNA. RefSeq names its product kunitz-type trypsin inhibitor-like 2 protein. Lineage: Eukaryota; Viridiplantae; Streptophyta; Magnoliopsida; Fabales; Fabaceae. The transcript has a single exon. Gene Ontology annotation, molecular function: endopeptidase inhibitor activity. The coding region runs from base 18 to 602 and encodes 194 amino acids. The record is from RefSeq and is a predicted model, not a curated record.